AUGUCGAGCGACGGCGGCGGCGAGGAGCUGAGAUGUGCCGUUUGUAACGACAGGACCACUGGGAAUCAUUUUGGAGUAACGUCCUGCAGGUAAGAGGAGAAGAUGUAUUAAAGGUCAUUGAUAAGGUGAAGAUAAGGGGCCUUACUCAUCUCUUGUUUAUUAUGGAUAAAGGAGCAGUAACUAUUGUAAAGGAAAGAGGAUUUUUUAAUGAAAACGAAAUUUUCAAAAGUAAUGCAUUUAAAAUAAAAUUUUUCUAAGUACUUCCUUAAUUGUUAUUGAUUUCAGGGCAUGCGCAGCGUUCUUUCGCCGGUCCACAGUGAGUAAUAGACGAUACGUGUGUAGAUUCGGGGACAACUGUGAUAUUGGGAGAGGUAAUCUUUCUUUCACUCUAAUUUAUGCUUUUGUUUGGUGAUGAUUAUAAAAAUAUUUUAGAUAUCCGUUGUUGUUGUCGAGCCUGUCGAAUGAGAAAAUGCCGAGAAGUUGGGAUGAGGCCAGACCUUGCCCGAGGCGCUCGUGGAGACACUCCGACGAGUGGGGGAGGUGGUCAUGUUAGAUCUUCUGACUCGAUUGAUUCCACCGGCAAUGUGACCCCACCAAAUCUCGAGAAUCAGACACAACCCCUCCAAUUCGGCCUUAAUCCUCCAGUUACAACUUAUGUAGACACUACCAGCGGGGCGUGGACAAUUCCCUUGGGAACAACCACCACCAUCGCUGAUAUGGCCAGCACUUCCCACAAUAAUGUAAAUGACGGACGAUUCAGAUCUGUCGAAGAGAAUGGACGCACGCUGACAUUGUUGGAGCCGGCUGUCAACUCCUCCACUCCAUCAACAUCCAUUCCUUCGGUGCCAUUGAAUCUGGACUUCAGUAAACCCAAUUCUUAUCAUCUUCUCAUCGAAUCGGCCCUAAGUCGCAUCAGGGAAAUGACCAACUCUAACACCCAUAUGAAUGAUGCCCUUUUCAAUCCAGGUCAAGAUAAUAAUGCAUCCAAAUCCAUUCUUCAACAAAUGAUAAGGGGAUACAAGAUGUUGGAACAGCUCCGACAAUAUGGGCGAGGAGGGCAUGUUCUCGGGAAUAUUCUAAACAAAGAACAAAUGGUAGGUAGAAAAGAAAUUGUCUAUAUUCCUGUUUUAGUCAUUGUCUGAAGGAAAUUACAUCGACGAUAUGGAAUGCAUCCGAAGCGAUCUUCCAUUGGUAUCUCAAAUGAUAAACAACCACUUUUAUCCAAUCUCCCAAUUCUCUUUGGAAGUCAAGGUAAGAAAGUUUGCGGGUAACAAUAUAAGGAUGACUUUUGGAUCGUUAAAUUAAGCUGUAGCACCACAGACGGUCUAUAGCUUACACUCGGUGGCAUUUGGCUGACUAAAACAACUUUCAGUGGGCAUUGUUACGCAAUUUCUUCUGUCCGUUUAUCAUGGCCGAGCGUGCCUUCAGAACGGCUAGGUACAUCCCUGAGAAUGAAGACCAAUGGCUGCUGAUCAGCAAUGAGAAGUUUAUUAAUUACCGUGCUAUGGACAAGUUCUGCGACGUGCCAAACUGCAAGAUUGAGCCCGCUCGGUUGGCGCAGAUCAUCACCCCAACCUCUUCCAAGAUACUGACCAUAUUGGUUAAACCCAUGAGGAAGCUGCAAUUGAGCGAGGAGGAAUUUGUGGGGCUCAUCGGAUUACUCUUCUGGAAUGACAGUAAGUACUCUUCUAAGAGAUUUCGGGUAUCUUUUUCAGUGUUGAUUAUUCAUAACGACUUCUAAUUUUAGCUUUGACCUCCUUGUCCGAAGACGAGACCCGUCAAGUAUUCCAAGUUCAAGAACAAUUGAUCAGCGAAUUGUGUGGAGCAUGCGCUCGCAAUGCUCCUCCGAAUACUGACGCUACAUCUCGAAUGGGAGUAGUUGUAAACCUGGUUCCUUUGUGUGUUCGCCUGGCCAAUGAGAUGUCCAAUUGUUUCUCUUUAGUCAACAUGACACACGCUUUCGACUUUGAUCACUUCCUCACCGCCUUCAUGCCACAACUCAUAUAA
Bursaphelenchus xylophilus (pine wood nematode) is the source of this 2007-nucleotide messenger RNA. The record is from the annotation of a GenBank genome assembly. NCBI's taxonomy places the organism in Eukaryota, Metazoa, Nematoda, Chromadorea, Rhabditida, Aphelenchoididae.